AUGAAUCGUUUUAGUGAUAUUGAUUGUUCAUUUAAAAGAUUAACACCUGUUUAUGGGUUUCGUGUUGCAAAACUUGUUUCAAUUGAAGAAGCAUUACAAUCAGUUCAAUCUCAAAUUGAUGAAUUACCAUAUUUUAUUAAAAUAGCAAAAAAACAUUGUCAUUAUCCAUCAGAACAUGGUUUAACACAUGAUGAAUCAGCAUCAAUUUAUAUUUAUACAAUGGAAUGGGGUGAACAAACUUUAUAUCGGGUUUUAAAUCAAGCUUUGAGAAAUGAAAAUAGAGAUGUAUUAAAAGUAUGGUUUCCUUAUAUCAAACUAUUUGAUACAGCACUGAAUAAAUUACCAACUGCAAAAGAGGUUGUAUGGAGAGGUAUUACUGCAGAUAUUGGAAAAAACUUUACUAAAAAUCAAAUAAUAACAUGGUGGAGUAUUAAUUCAUGUUCAUCAUCAGUUAAUGUUAUUAAAAAAUUUCUUGGAAAAGAAAAGAAUUCUACAAUGUUUUUAAUUGAAGCAUUGAAUGGAAAAAAAGUAUCUAGUUAUACACAAUUUGAAAGUGAAGAUGAAAUCAUUUUAAGAUUGGGAACAGAAUUUCGUGUAAAAAGUAAUGCAUUAGAUCAUCCAAAUGGAUCAUAUCUUGUUCAUUUAAUUGAAAUUGAUGAUGAUGAUAAUAAUCAUACAGCAUUAGCAUCCUCAAUCAAUCAAAUGCAGUUAACAAUAACAAAUCAAAUCAGUUCAAAAUCAAAAUUCAAGAAAUGGAAAGAAAAUGCCAUCACUGUGGCUGGUGGAAAUGGAGAAGGACAAAGAUUAAAUAAACUCAAUUACCCUUAUGGAAUCUUUAUUGAUAAAAACAAAAACAUUUUCAUUGCUGAUCAUUGGAAUCAUCGUAUAGUUGAAUGGAAAUAUACUGCAAAAGUAGGACAAAUCAUUGCAGGUGGAAAUAAAGAAGGAAAUCGAAUGAAUCAACUAAAUAGACCAAGAGAUGUGAUUGUUGAUCAACAAAAUCAUUCGAUCAUCAUUACUGAUGUUGGGAACAGACGAGUGAUUCAAUGGGUGAAUCAAAAUCAACAAAUUCUCAUUCACAAUAUUAAAUGUUCUGGCUUAGCAAUGGAUAAAAAUAGAUUUCUUUAUGUUUCUGAUAGUGUGAAGAAUGAAGUGAGACGAUGGAAAAUGGGUGAAUAUAACAAUGAAGGAAUUGUAGUGGCUGGUGGAAAUGGACAAGGAAAUCAUCUCAAACAACUCCGUACUCCAGGUUCUAUUUUUGUUGAUGCAGAUCAAUCUAUUUAUGUAUUAGAUAGACAGAAUCAUCGUGUGAUGAAAUGGAGAAAAGAUGCAGAAGAAGGAACAAUUGUGGCUGGAGGAAAUGGUGAAGGAAGAAAUCUUAAUCAAUUGUCUUCACCUCAAGGAGUGAUUGUUGAUGAUUUAGGUCAAAUCUAUGUGGCAGAUAGUGUGAAUCAUCGAGUAAUGCGUUGGUGUGAAGGAAAAGAAGAAGGUGAAAUUAUUGUUGGUGGAAAUGGUCAAGGAAAUCAAUCAAAUCAACUAAAUGGUCCUUGUGGUUUAUCUUUUGAUGAUGAAGGAAAUCUUUAUGUUGUUGAUUGUCUGAAUUGUCGAAUUCAAAAAUUUUGUGAAUGA
Molecule: messenger RNA, 1629 nt
Organism: Adineta steineri
Lineage: Eukaryota; Metazoa; Rotifera; Eurotatoria; Adinetida; Adinetidae
Source: the annotation of a GenBank genome assembly